AUGCAGCAACCGAUAUUGCAGUUUGGCAACCAUGGGUCGUGCUUCGUGUAUUCCAAGCCACCUCCCAGAGUUGCGUCAGAUUCGUCAUGGCAUGGGCAUAUACACUAUCCUGAGCUUAAAGAGUGGGGCGCUGCCGUUGAUGAAGAAGAGCUCUUUCUAACCAGUGAACUGGAAGAGUUCGAAGACAUUAGCGUUGAUAGCGUAUGGAAGGAAGGUUAUCAGCCACCGCGCCUGCCGGCGCGAGAUAUUGCAGAGGAUAACCAUAUAGUGAGACCGGCUCCGGCUGUCGAGACUGUAAAGAGGCGAGCGAGUACUGACUUGGGCAAGCCUCUUGUGGAGACCGAAGAACCUCCGAGGAAACGUCGACGGCUCGACGAUGAUAGCCUCUACACAGCGCUCCCUCAACCACACUUCUUACCCUCGCCCUCCAAGCUGCGCUCAUUGCAGACCCCUAUUGUUGAUUCCGCGGGCCUCAAUGCGCCGAGGAAAACUCGGCCCAUCUCGCCACACUCGGCUGGGUCUCUGAAAGAUUACCUCGAGGACCCAUAUGCUCGAGCUGCGUGGAUUGUCCCUGUGCGUGGAUUCCUGCCAUGGGACUGUUCCUCUGCUUGUAUGCUCAGUACAAAAGUGGCGCAAGGCGAACCCGAACAACAUAAAGACCAACAAUUGCUAUUGCCCUGUCCGCUUGGCGGUGGCUGUGACGACAUGAACGUCGAAGGUAGAUCUGAUAUAACAUGGACCGCCGACGCGCUGGCCGCCUUCUGGAAUUUUCUGCUCUCUCUUCGGUCGGCGUGUACGCUGGGGCCUCUGUCUCUGUCCUUCCACGCAGCAUCCGCGUCCCACACUGGUCGGUCUGCGUCCUCGUUUCCCUCAGCUGGGCAUGCCCAGGAUACCCACUCGUCUGGCGCACACUCACGAAAUACGGGAACUGCUACCGACGCACGACCGCACAACCUACUCUCCGUGGACCAUAUCAAGGUGUAUCACGACGCGCCAUACUCAACACAGAUCAGGAACGUGCUCGCUGCGUGGCGGUACACGUAUUCGUGCUCUCGCGGUGCAGCCGCCUCGGAUUCAGCUCAGCUCAAUGGAUUGGACAUAGAUAACCACGAUUCCAACACAAUGCACUCCCCAGAGCGCGCGGUGGCUGGACAUACCGGACGCAUUCGUUUGUUCAAGGGUGCCAAGCUAGUGCUGGUGAAUGAGAGGUCCAAGGGUAUCUUGAUCUCAUGA
Postia placenta MAD-698-R-SB12 is the source of this 1233-nucleotide messenger RNA. RefSeq lists its product as hypothetical. The transcript has 3 exons. NCBI's taxonomy places the organism in Eukaryota, Fungi, Basidiomycota, Agaricomycetes, Polyporales, Adustoporiaceae. The record is from RefSeq and is a predicted model, not a curated record. Bases 1 to 1233 code for a protein of 410 amino acids.